AUGCAAUUACUCGGAUAUUUGGUUUCGAGACAUAUCAGCAGCGUCCCGCCAACCGUCUUCAGCUUGUUCAGCUCGGUCAUCGAGGCCCGCACAACUGUCUACAACGCCUUUCAGCAGGUUGUGGCUGAGAACCCAGACCCGGAGACAGAGAACAACGCUUCUCAUAAGCAAUUCAUUGAUGCUUUGACCGACGCGUUUCAAAUCCUGGGAGGAAAGAAGCGGAAAGUUGAUGAAUUCAAGAACAGUAACAGGGCUGAGGCCAAUGAUUUCGUCAAAGCCAAAGAAGACCUUGACAAACUUGUACUUGGGAACAAGUCUGGCGCUCUGGAUCUCGGCAGAGGAGGGAGGGUUGAUGAUGGUGAGGUCAGAGAAUCCAACGACGAGAAGCCCGUUUGCCCCAAGGAGCAGAGCCUGGACGACGUGUCUCUCGAGAGUUAUCGCAUAACCCAGGGCACGGAUGGAAUCAUCACCAAUUUCUUGAUGGCGGUCUACGGCAUCUGGCACGACUGCGCAUACGACGGGCUAAUCAGUGCCAGGAGUGCAGCGGCUAUCUUUGUCGACUUCAACGGCCACGAUGAUUACGAAACCGUCAUGAACACCAUUACGCGGGGAAACCCAGACAAGGGCCAGGGGAUGUUUACGAUAGGGCUCUGGAGAGUCGGGUCGGGCGGUAUAAGCGUCGACAAGGUUCGGGAGUCCAAUGUGGACGUCAAAGAGCAAUUGAUGAUCUAUACAUACCAGGACCUUGUCGACUUUGUCGAGGAUUUCCAAAAGAACCGCUCGGGGAAGACCACCAAGCGCAUGUGGGACGAGCUUCGCAACUGGGACCCCAACUUCAAGCCCCAGAGAGCCACGAACGAGCAGAGAAUCCGGUGGCGUCGGUCAUACACCAUCAACUGGCUCUACGACUUGGUCAAUGUCUUUCCCUCCAUUGUGGUUCAGCGUGACACCAUGCGGGGGGAGAACCAUGUACUGGAAAAUGUGGAUUGGUCGCCGGAAGGACCCUGGGCCAGGCACCGAAGACUCUAUGGGCUGAACGAGUUUGCAGGCUUCGUCACUUCCCUUGCGAUGCAGAAACCGGGGACCGACAUCUGCAAGCGGAUAUUACCACACCACGUUUUCCAGCUGGCGUGCACCGUCGGCUCCUUCAUGGUCGCUCGCGGCUGGUCGAUCAGCUCACUGAAAGGCCAUAUUCUCGAUGACCCUGCUCGAAAAUUCCGGCCGAGGCGCGAUGUCGACCUCUUUCUGGACCGCAAAAAUGAGACAUUCGGCACCGGAUUUCUGCAGGGGGUGGCUAUCUUGAAGCAGCUGCUCCAGAGAAACGGCUUGUUGCACCACGAUCUGCAUCGUCAUCAGAGCCUGUGCAUGAUCUUGGAUUCAUGUGGCGACGACUUUCGCGACUGGCUGGGCGAGACAAAAUACAUGUAUGGCCUCACCACCAUUCCUCCAUCCAGGUUCUCCCAUUGCGAUCCGAACGGUUUAGUGUGGGAGGCACUUCCUGAGCCCAUGUUGCUCACACACUUGCACAACAUGCUUGUGACGAGAGGUUACAUCAGGAAUCCCAUCGGGAUGUUCGCGACCCUCGAGGAGCUGUUUGGGCCGGCCUUAUUUGACGGCAAGCCCCCUACUUCCGACUUUGACGAGGCCUUGCUUGAGCUUGUUGGCAGAAGGGAUCGCCUCGCUACCCGGAGAGCCGCUGCGGCGAGAAAAGAAGCUGCAUUAAGUCAUGACGUUCAUCGCAUGCUGGAUGUCAAGCUGAACAGGCUCUUCAACACGAAGUCCCACCUGAUACGGUACCGACAGUCAAAGUGGAAUGUCGAUGCCAUUUCCGACGCCGAUAUCUCGCUCAAAUCGCCAUUAUGGAUGGUUCGGCUUGCCACACAAGUCGUGGUCGAUCCCGUUACCGGCCAGCGGCGUCUGAAGGACACAGACCUUGUGGAACGCGCCAGAGCCGGGGGAAUGGGUGACAAUGGGCUGUUGCAAGUCCCACCCUUCCCAGUCAUCGCGUCCCUGCAGCAACUACCAGAAGGAUUGGGCGCCUUCCUGCCGGAAAUCUAUGGCUCGCCUAACCUCCCACCGGAGCUCAGUGGAGCAGCGAUGUUGCACGCUAGCGGGCUUUGCACCAAGGGCAGCCAGCAACAACCAACUGGCCGCACUCCCCUCGACCUUGUCAAGCUCGACCUCAUUUGGAACGUGUGUGGCGAGGCCCCGGUCUACAGCCUCAACUACCUUUUCACCACUUGCAUGUUCAGGGUGCUGUUCGGAAGGUUCGAGACCGAGCUCAAGAAACGGCGGAAUCCGCUGUACAUUCGCGCAUACGAGACCGAGUUCGAGUGGAGGCUGCUGAAGCCUGCGGGUUUGACGCUCAUGGCAUUGGCCGGGCAAGAUGAGGAGUGUCUACUGGUCAUGGCAGAUAUCUUCCAGAAACCCCGGGCGGGCUUCAGGAAGCAUAUCUACUGGAAGGACCUGGAAACGAGUGCAGACUGGGCACGGAAAUCCCUGGAGAAGGCGGAGGACGGCAAUAUGGACACGGAUGCUUGGUCGGUUAUGUGA
This is a messenger RNA of Chaetomium strumarium, 2553 nucleotides long. RefSeq lists its product as uncharacterized. Lineage: Eukaryota; Fungi; Ascomycota; Sordariomycetes; Sordariales; Chaetomiaceae. The transcript has 6 exons. Bases 1 to 2553 code for a protein of 850 amino acids. The record is from RefSeq and is a predicted model, not a curated record.